AUGUCAACUACACAACAGAGUGAAAGCAUGAAUGCCUUUUUUGAUGACUAUGUUAAUUCUAAGACAACUCUCAAACAAUUUGUUGAUCAGUACGAUUUAGCCCUUAAGAGGAAGGUAGAGAACGAAGCAAUUGCUGACUUUAAUUCAUUUAACACUGAGAUUCCUUGCAUCAGUCGCUAUUCUCUAGAGAAGCAGUUUCAAGAAACAUACACAAUUGCUAAAUUCAAAGAAGUACAAGAGGAAUUACGGAGAUUUUUAUAUUUGACUAUCUCGUUAUUGGGAUGUGAGGGUGGUAAAUAUACGUUCGUAGUUACCGAUGAAGUUCAAGUGCAUGAUAACUUAUUAAAACGUGCAAACUACACUGUCAAAAUUGAUGAAGAUCCCCUUGAUGUUAAAUGCAGUUGCAAUUUGUUUGAAUUUAGCGGUAUAUUAUGCAGACACGCUCUACUUAUCUUGACUCAGCUAGGCAAGCAUACAGUACCCUCAAAAUACAUUUUGGAUCAGUGGAGGAAGGAUGUAAAGAGAAAAUACACUUUCAUCAAAAGUAGUUAUGACACAAGUAGCAACCACGAUGCCCAAAGGUACGAUAGGAUCCAAAAUUGCUUCUAUGAACUGUGUUCCAAUGCUUCAAAGGCCGAGAGUAGCUGUGUGAAAUUGAUUAGCCAGCUAGAACAGUUGAAGUUAGAGUACCCUGGGAUCGCCGAUCAUGAUACUAGCAACACAGUUGAUCCAAUGGCUUCCAUGGAGGGCACGACAGGUAGAGUUCUGAGUCCGUUGGUAGUUUGGAGUAAGGGAAGACCGCCAUCUAGGAGAAAAGUGCACCCCAUUGAGAAGAGUCUUAAAAAACCAAGCACGAGAAGGAGAUUGCACCAUGGCGAUGUUGAGGUUCCUUUUUAUUAA
Molecule: messenger RNA, 900 nt
Organism: Juglans microcarpa x Juglans regia
Lineage: Eukaryota; Viridiplantae; Streptophyta; Magnoliopsida; Fagales; Juglandaceae
Product: protein FAR-RED IMPAIRED RESPONSE 1-like
Exons: 1
Coding region: 1-900 (299 amino acids)
Molecular function (GO): zinc ion binding
Source: RefSeq, a predicted model, not a curated record